UUUUAAUUUUUAUGCACAUUGACAAUGUAUAUAUAUAUAAUAUAUAUAUAUAUAUUUAUUCUUCAAAAUAAUUAAUAUAUGUGUUAUGAACAUGAUUAUUUUAUAAUUUAAGAUAAUUAUUUUUUUAUAAAAUUAAUAUAUCAAGAAACAAAUAAUAAAAGAUUAAAUGUUUAUGUUUUGAUUUAAUAUAAAUUCUACAUUUAUAAUUUUUAAAUAACUUUUAAUUAAAAUAUUUAAUAUGACUGCUAUACCAAUUUUUAUUCAAGAAUGGACUCUUGAUAAAGUUUUAGGUUCUGGUGGAUUUGGUAUUGUUCAACUUUGGACACAUAAAAAUGGUAAAAAAAUUGCAAUUAAAAUCUGCAAAAGAGAUAUCAUACAUUUAACAGAAACACAACAAAAAAGAUGGAUAAAUGAAGUAAAUAUAAUGAAACGUUUAAAGCAUCCAAAUAUUGUUAAAGGAUUUGACUUACCAUUUAAACAUCCUGAUGAUAAAAAAGAUUUACCUAUAUUAUGCAUGGAAUUUUGUAGAAAAGGUGAUCUUAGAUCGCUUUUGAAAAAAGUAGAAAAUUGUUGUGGUGUCAGCGAAAAAGAAGCAAUUAAUGUAAUGAAGGAUAUUUCUUCUGCAAUAGAAUAUUUACAUUCUAAUAAUAUUACUCAUCGUGAUCUAAAACCUGAAAAUAUUGUUUUACAAGAUGAACGUAAUAUAAUUUCAUAUAAAUUAAUAGAUUUAGGAUUUGCAAAAGAACUUGGAGAAGCCAGUAUAUCUGGAUCUUUAGUAGGUACAUUGAAUUAUGUAGCUCCAGAACUAUUAUGGAAACAAACAUAUAGUUGUUCAGUAGACUAUUGGAGUUUAGGAAUUCUUUUUUAUGAACUUGUUAGUGGUAUAAGACCAUUUUUGCCUAGAAUGCAACAUACUAUGACAUGGAUGCAACAUAUUAAAAAUAAAGGAUAUGAUGAUAUUUGUGCUUUUAAAUCAGAAGAAAAAAUAAUUUUUGGUCAAGAUAUUAUUGGUCCUACAAAUUUAUCAAAAAAUUUUCAAAAUAAAUUGGUGGAAUGGUUUAAAAUUGUAUUACAAUGGGAUCCAAAAAAAAGAGGAAAGCAAUAUGAUGAAAAUGGAAUAUCAAAUUUAGUGGUAUUUAAAUUAUUGCAUUCUAUUUUAUCAAAACAGAUAAUUCAUGUGUUUUUUCCAUCAAUAUAUAAAAUUAAUUCGUAUGAAAUAAUUAAUACUACUAAGAUUACAGAUUUACAAUAUAUGAUUGAGAAAGAUACUAAUAUACCAAUAAAUCAACAAAUUUUAACAGAUUAUUUUGGUAAAGUUCUUAUUGAAAACCAAAUACCAUUUUCAUUACAAAUUCAGGAUUCAAUUUUAUUUGUUUUUAAAAACGAAAAUUCUUUAAUAGACAAUAUUCCUUCACCAAAUAUUCCUGUGGAAAUUCAAAAAAUGAUAGAAUUAUCAAAAAAUCAAUUAGACUUUGAAACAUUACAAGAUUAUUAUAGAAUAACAAUAUUUUUUAUGAAUCAACAAAUAUAUUUGUUUCAACAGUAUAUUUUUGCUUUAAGUAUAAAAGUAGAUUUGAUUAUUUCAAGACUUGAUACAUUUGAUAAAAGUAUAGUAGAUACGCUAAAAAAUAUAAAUAUUAUUUUACAUAAACUAUCUAUAAUUCAUACUGAAUGGGAAAAAGGAUCUACAAAUAAAGAUAAAUUGAUAGGUUUGAAAAUUAUAUGUAAUAAAGUUAAUAAACUUAUUGAGAUCACUAAUCAGAUAAAAUUAAAAUUUAAUUUGCUAAUAUUGGAGAACAAUAAAUUAAAAGAUACAGUACAAUCUAUUGAUUGUAUUAAAAAUAUGUUUCAAAUAUAUAAUAGAGCUGCAAAAAUUUAUGAGUUGCAUAUAAACAACUGUUCUCAUAAAGAUAAACCAAUAGAAAUGGUAAAAUUAAUUUUUGAUUUUUUGAAAGAAGAAGAAAUACAAUUUCGUAAUGAAAAUAUUUUUAAAAUUAUAAAAGAAAUAACAAAGCUGGAAUUAAAACUUUCAAAAUUAGAAACGAUUUUCAAUUCAGUUAUUGCUAUGAAGAACAUAUAUUGUGAAGAAUUUCAAAAUAUAAUGCAACAUAAUUUUAAUAAUAUAUUUGAUAUUUCUAAUAAAGAAUCUUUACAUUUAUCUACUUUACAUGACACUACAAAUAUUUUAUCAAAUGAUAAUAUGGAAGUAUCAAAUGAAUUUAAUAAUAAUCAGUUUUUAAAUACAUUUAAUGUCAAACAUAAAGAAAUUAUAAAUACGGAUAAUGAUGUGAUAUAUGAUAACUUAUUAAUACGUUACACGUUAGAUAAUCUUUUGAUAGAAAUGAAAAAAAAAUAUUUGGAGCUACUUAGUUUGGAACUUUAAACAUGAACAACAAAGAAUGUAUGUACUGCAUUAUUAUUUAAUUUUUAAAAUUUGAUUUCUUUUUUUCUCUUAACAGAUUUUCAUUAUUUUUAAACUAUUGUUUUUUUCUUAAAUUUAAUAUUUUUUUUUAUAAAAUAUAUUUUUUUAGAAGUUUAUUUAUUUGUUUAUAAUUACAUUAUAUUUUAAUAUUUUUGGUUUCUUGAAAUAUAAUAUCGUACACCCCAUUUAACAUUAGCAUUUUUGUCUGUUUUAAGAUAUGUAUAUGUAGGUCCAUUUGUUAUAUAUUUCUGUUUUAUUUUCCAAUCAACAUUAUUUGAUGAUGUUAAAUGAUCUGUAAAAUAUUGUUUAUUUAUAUAAAAAUUAAAAAUAUUUUAUAUAUAUAUAGUAUUUUUAAUUUUUUUGAAAAAAUUUUAAAUACAUAAUUUACAAGUAAAAAUAAAAAAAAUUUUAAACAGAAAUGCUUCUUAAUAUAAAAUUAUAAACAAAUAUUAACUGAAAAAUGAAAUAUAAGUUAGCAAAUGGAUUUUAUAAAAUAUAAAAGAUUAAUUGUAUACAUAUAAUUUUAUUUUAAAUUUAUAAGAUGAUAUAUUCUACAUAUUAUAUUUGUUUAUAAUUUUGUAAUGAAGCAAAAUUUUUUAUAUUUUUUUUAUUUUCAUUUAUAAAUAAGAAACAGUCUAUAUAUAUUUAAUAUCAAAAUUUUAUAUAUUAGAUGAAAGUUAAUAAAAUAUGAUAAUAAAGUUAAAAAAUAUGAUAAUAAUAUGUAAUAAAUAUGUAAAUAAAUAUAUAUAAUAUUGUGUAUGUGUGUGUGUGUAUUUGGAUAGUACUAAUCAAUUAUUUGAUAUAAAAACGUGUGAUAAAAAUAUGAUAAAUAAGUAAAUUUAUGGCAAAGUUUUAUAUAAUGUAUAUUUUUUUUACACACUAUAUUUAGUAUAAAAUAAUUUAAUAUAUAUUUUUUAUAUAUAUUUUUAAAAAAAAAAUUAAUAAAAAAAUUGAUUAAUAGUUAUUUAUUUUGAACAUUACAGAACUUACCUUUUUUAAAUGUCACACACAAAAAUAAAUAUAUAAGAAUAGAUUUUAAUAUCUGUAAUAAAAGUGAUUAUUAUUGUAUACAUAUAGGAAUAUAUAGGAAUAAAUAUAUAUAUAUAUAUAUAUAUAUAUAUAUAAAUAUAUAUAUAUAUAUAUAUAAAAUUAUUUGAUUAAAUUAUAUUUACAAUUCUGAUGUUUAAAAUUUUAAGAUUCAUUGUGAUUAUAGAAACGAAUACUAUUUUAUAAUAAGCUGUAUCAAUAGAUUUUAUCUUUAACAAAAAAUUAUGGUUGAAUGGUUGAAUGAAUAUAUAAGGCAAACGUUUUUAUUUCGCUUUCACUUAUAUGAGAUUAAGAAUUUUCAAUUCUUAUUAAUAUAUUUUAUCAUAAAUUCGAUAUAAUAGUAAGAAAUAUUAAAUAAAAUAUAUCAACAGUUUUAUAUUUUGAAAUGUAUUUUAUUAAAAAAACUGUAUAUACAUCCUAAACUGAGGAUUAAACAACAAUGUUAAAAUAAAUAUGAUUUUCAUUUA
Messenger RNA from Apis cerana (Asiatic honeybee), 3936 nucleotides. RefSeq names its product inhibitor of nuclear factor kappa B kinase subunit beta (gene IKKbeta). The record is from RefSeq and is a predicted model, not a curated record. Gene Ontology annotation, cellular component: IkappaB kinase complex; cytoplasm. Gene Ontology annotation, biological process: positive regulation of transcription by RNA polymerase II; tumor necrosis factor-mediated signaling pathway; peptidyl-serine phosphorylation. Gene Ontology annotation, molecular function: IkappaB kinase activity; ATP binding. Lineage: Eukaryota; Metazoa; Arthropoda; Insecta; Hymenoptera; Apidae.